Molecule: messenger RNA, 9306 nt
Organism: Eupeodes corollae
Lineage: Eukaryota; Metazoa; Arthropoda; Insecta; Diptera; Syrphidae
Gene: dpr9
Exons: 7
Coding region: 2103-3941 (612 amino acids)
Biological process (GO): synapse organization
Cellular component (GO): neuron projection membrane
Source: RefSeq, a predicted model, not a curated record
ACUUUAUCGUCCAUCUGGAACAGCGUUAUACCAUGGAAAGAGCUUAUUGUGUUACCAUCAAAAGCUCGGUCAAAUAUAAAUCUUGCGUCAGCGUAGUAAAGUGGUUCUGUUACUCACCCUUUCGUCAGUUUUGAGUUUUGAGGUUUGCGUGCGGCCAGGACAGGGAUUGGAAUGCUCUCUCGCUGUUGGAAGUAAAAACAAAGAAACAUACACACAGGACUUUUGAAGAAAAUUCUAGUGCGGUGUGCUUUAUUGGAAUCCCGCAACAAAAGCAAUAACAAAAACAAAUACAAUUGGAGCAAAAUACCAAAAACAUUCAGCCAUUAAUUCCAGGACUUUUUUCUACCAUCCCUCCAGUAGUGACAGUUUUUUACCUUCGAUCGCUCUGUAUAGACGCAUCCGACCGUACAAUACGUAUUGUAAUUUGCGCGUGUGUCCUUGGUUAAUACAUUUCAGAUCCCUAACUCAGUUUUUGAAAAUAAAAAAGUAAUAUUUUUCCAUCUUUUACCAAAAAAAAAAAUCACUAACAAAUUGUGAAAUUAAGAUAUAUAAAAACAUGCACAAAAGUUAUCUAUGUCCUUGUGUUUCAUAUGCUAGUGAAAAUUGUGCAAAAAUAAAAAGAAAAAAUUAUAGUAUGAUCUAACAACACAUACCUUUGAAGUGCUUGAAAUUAUUUGCUUAAUUCUUCGCUAUUGUGUUAUUUAACAUUGGAUUAUCUUCAUUUGCAGUGGACAUACAAACAAACUUGGAUUCAGUCAGUAAAAAUAAUUUUCCAUUUUGACCUUAUUUGUAUAUCCCCUGAUUUUUUCGAAUCCUUAUUAUAACACGUCUACUAACAUUUUUUGUAGUGGUAGUUAAAAAAAGGAUACACAAAAACUUAUUUUGCUAUACAGCAGCGAUUGGUGUUUUUUAAAAGUACUCACAAAUCUUUUUCUUUAUGUGGCACCAUUGUGUCAUCAGGCUGUUGAAAACAAUAUACCUACAUAUAAGACGACAACGGUAAAAUAAUAAUGGGAUAACAAGUUUACGGAAUCAAAGUCCCAAAAGUGGGUGAAAUUUAAUGAAAAGCAAACAACAAUAUGACCUUCUUGGUCGUUUAAUUUCAUUUUAAUCUCAAAAUAUAUCUCUACAGAAAGAACAAAUAACUUUGCACAUGAUUUUCCAAGGCUUAUUAUCCUGUACCCGUUACAAACGUCGAUAUGAUAUAAAAGUGAAAAAAGUACUUGGAAGGAGGAAUACUUCUUUUUAAAUAAUAAUACUAAAAACAUGGCUCCAAUAGAUACUCAUAUUAUUCGGAGUAGAAAAACAAGGCCUUUUUUAAUACAAGAAAAAACCACUGAUAUCAAAAACGUAGCGCCGAUAGGAAUAAUAAGUUUGAAAACCAAUAUGGAUUAAUACGCAGCUGCGUAUACACAUGUUUACAAACCUACAUGUAGUGACCAUACUCUGAAAAGGAUAUUCUUUUUAUGUGAGUGAAGAAAAAAUUAAGAAAACAGAAAGAAAAGAUAGCUUAAGAACAAAAAUAUUUGCCUUAAGCAUUUUCUAAGCUACAAAAAAAAACACUACCAUUCGCAAUAAAUCGGGAAGUAUACGUUUCAUUGUGUGCAUUAAUUUUGUUUGCUUCUUGGAACUUAAAUACAUCAACUCCUUGGCUAUCCAAAAACUAGGUUAUACAAAACAUCAAGUCUGAGUUUUAGAAACCCUAGCUAGAAUAAGGAAAGCUAUAAUGCAAUGUUAAAUGUUAAAGGAAUUUUUAAUAGACGACAAAUUUUAGUAAGUGUGAAACGUUUCAUUCCGUAAAUACUAGGAGUUCGAAAUAUCUACUUCGAGAACGUUAAAUUGUAUCAGAAGCAACUUAACAAAAACUAAGUGAAUAGAAUAACUCAGCGUCAUCAGCAAAAAGGACAAAUUAUGAACUACCUAGAAAUCAUCUUUCUGUUUGUAUUACUAGAUUCGGGUUGAUAUUGAAAACUUUCUUCUUUUUAUUAUCAAUAUGAUUAAGACCUAACAAAAAUAAAAACUCAGUCCAAACUUAAACAGGAAGAAGAUUUUCAAUUCAACAAUUUAAUCUUUAUAUCUUCAGAAGAAAAAUCGUUUUGCUUAUGUUAAGUGCUAUGGCAACUCAAUCGGCUAGUAACAAUCAACAAUCAGGAUUUCAUCAUCAAGGGAAAGGACAUUGGCACCAGAAAAGACACAAUCUGACACAGAAAUAUCAGCUGCAUAGCCAAACAAAAACGAGUCAAAAUAUACAAGACACGAUGUGGUGGAGAAGAAAAACAACUUAUCAAUCCAGAAUGUGGAAGAGACAUCUAUUGGAUAGUAUAUUGCCAAUAAAUUCAGCAAUCUUUACUACACUUGCGUUGAUAAUAGUUUUGAUUUCGGGAAAUACAGUACAUGCGGCGCAACGACAGUCUUCGUCAAAACCAAAGGAAGCUAAUAAUUUAAAUGCAAUUUCACAAAAUGGUGUCGCUACUUCCUCAAACUUGAAUGUAAAUAUCAUAAAUAAUGGCUUUCGUGUAGAUCGAACAGUAAGCAAUGCAAAUGGAAAUAUUGUGGAUAGCAGUACAUCAACAAUUGCAAAUACUAUAGCCAGUAGUAGCAGUACCUCGACGGCUAUCACAACUAUUUCAAGUAAGAACAGCGGAGGAAGCAGUUUCAAGGGAUCCUCUUCCAACAUACAUAGAAAUCAAAUGGAAGUGAAUGAAGAUAAUAAAAAUGGUCCGUACUUUGAUAAAGCUGCGUCUAAGAACAUAACAGCUCUGCUUGGAAAGACAGCGUAUUUGAACUGCAGAGUAAAAAAUCUUGGAAAUAAAACUAUGCUGCUACAAGUUUCUUGGGUGAGGCAUCGUGAUAUUCACUUGCUUACAGUUGGGCGCUAUACAUACACAUCCGAUCAACGAUUUCGAGCAAUACAUCAACCACAGACUGAGGAUUGGAUCUUACAAAUCAAAUAUCCACAACAUCGAGACUCUGGUGUCUAUGAAUGCCAAGUAUCAACAACACCGCAUAUGAGCCAUUAUAUUCACCUUAAUGUCGUAGAACCAUCAACAGAGAUAAUUGGUGCACCAGAUCUCUAUAUUGAAAGUGGUUCAACGAUUAACUUAACUUGUGUUAUACUCAAUUCACCGGAACCACCAGCAUAUAUAUUUUGGAACCAUAACAGUGCGAUAAUCAAUUACGAUUCACCAAGGGGUGGAGUAACAGUUGUUACAAACAAAGGUGAAACUACAACUUCAUUUCUACUGAUUAAAACUGCUAGACCUUCCGACUCCGGACAGUAUCAAUGCAAUCCGUCGAAUUCCAAAAGUAAAGGAGUCACAGUCCAUGUUUUGAAUGGUGUUUCUCAUUCUGUUUCCAGGGGAAUUCCCAGCAGCAAUGCAGCGCGCGGGACAAGCACAUCAUCAAAUGUCUCCAAAUCAUUGUCUAUUAGUUUACCUAUCAAUAUUUUUAUCUACUAUAGUAUUUAUCAGACAGUAUCAGAAAAUUCCGAAUGUUGCCAUCCACAUUUGACCAUAACAACCAACAAUAUAAUUAAAGCCAUAAUAUUUUGCGUAACUGCACUCCUGAUAAAAUGCCUAAAUCUUUUUUCUAAGUAUACUAAUCGGACAACAAUGAUAAUCGAAUUUCAACAGUAUUCUAAUCACGAUCGAUUUGAAAAUGCUUCACUUAACUACAAACCGCACGCUUAUCAUUAUCAGCAAUCACGUCAUCAUCAGCAUCAACAUUAUAAUGAUAUUUAUAUUAAUCAGCUAAAGGAACACGUACUAAAUUUCUUAAAUGAAAAAGAGACAUAUUUAAUUGCUAAAAAGAAUGACAACCAAAUUAAAAGGCAUCGACUCAUUGGUUUAUUUACUGUCAUAUCUCAUAACCAAAUCACAGAAUCCACUUUAAUAAAAACACUCCGCAGAAAAGUUUACACUCAAGAAACUGACGUAAGGUGAGAACAAAGAAUUCUCGUGCAUCUUAAGGAACAAUCUGUUUUAUACACAUUAUACAAUAUGUUUUACUACUUCUAUCUAAGGAAAACUAAAUUUUUGUAUUAUUUUGUAGGUGUAAAUAUAAUUUAAAUUCAACACAGUAACAUAAAUUUUAAACUAAAAUUCAAAACUGCACCUGACAGAUGCAUGUAAGUAAAAAGUUUAAAAAACAAAGAUUAUAUUACAUAAAAAUAAUAAAUAAGUAUUGCAUAUAAUGUAACGUAGUAAUACCAACAACACUUAUUUCAUUCAAAUAAACAAAAUAAACAGUAGAAUAGAUGCUAAGCAAUAUUUUAAUUUUAUUCAGUAUAUUAAUUUAUGUAUUUAUCUACUUGUGGUGCUUGAUUGUCUAAGUUCAUUAUCCAGAUAGUGAUUCAAAAAACUACUAUUUGAAUUUCUUAAUUAUUUUAAACAAAUGAUGCAAACAAUGUCCACUAAAUUUUUAAGUUUUUUCCUUUUGAAAAAAAUGUGAAUUGUAAGUUUUUGAGUGUUGCUAUUUAUUUGAGAAUACUUUAAUUGCAUAACUUCUCAACUGUAAAAAGGUAGAUAUUGCUUUUUUUAUUUGGCAAUUAUGUUUGUAGUUUUAAAAAAGUCCCAACAUAUGUUACAUAACAAUAAAAUAAAGGGUUUUCAAAUAUUACAACAGCACAUAUUGUUGUUAAUUCGAUAGUGUGUUUACUUCUGGGACAUUUUACGAUUUAGAAAAAAAUAUGUUGGGAACCUUAAAAACUGCAUCCUAAAACCUAGACCUUUUGAUUAUUUCGAACUGUUAACAAAAAUUUAAAUCAAAGUGUUUCUUUUUGUUUUACCUAACGAAUGCGAUUUAGGUUAGAAUUACAACAUACAAAAUGGAAAUAUUAGUUCGUAAGGAAACAAACAACACAAUUACAAAAAAAAAAUCUAAAACUGGUAAAAAACAGAUGUAAUUACAUAAUAAUCGAAAAGUGAAAAAGUUGAUGUAUCAAUAAUGUAUACAUAAUGGUAUUGGAAAAGUUACCUGAGCUGUUUUGUAUUUGUUUUGUUCUUUAAAGAAAUGUUUGUGAUAUGUUCUUUUGGUGUGGACGAUUUGAAACCCAUUUCUGAAAAGUUUUUUGUUUCAAAUUCUUUUCUUAUAUUUUGUUUUAUAUUUAUGCAUACUUAAUUUUUUUCACAAUUUAAGAAAAUAUCGGCCUUAUUGAUUUAAUUUUUUAAAUGCUCUUCAAGUGAAUCCCACAAAAUUUGUUUUGCUUCAUAAAUGUUGAUCAAUCGGAUAACAUCCUCAUUCACACUUCACACUUUUUACAAUUUUUAAGUUUUGUAUGAAUACUACAAACAAAAAAUUGAAUGUAAGAGGAGGUAUUAUCGUCUAAGCACUCACAGCAAAUUUUGUGUUGUUAUAUUUAACCGACAAAUACACUCCGCUUCAUCUGAAUACGCACAAAUAUUUUCGAAAAUGCUUUUUAAAUUUUUUCUUAAUAUUGAGUGUUUUUGUAAAUAAAACUGCUAGCCUUGUUUCGGCCCACUUGUUAAGUAUUUUAUAGGUAAAGAAGAACCUGGUUUUGAGUCAAGUCAACUGAAUAGAUGCAAUAAAAAUGCAAUUGCUGCUUAUGGGCGUUUUCAAGUACUGGAUAGUUUAAAUUAACAAUUUUAGUGUUUUAGGAGAAAUUAAAUUUCUAAAGAUUUGAUACCAAUACCUAUUGGUAGUUCUAAAUACCUCAGCAGUGUUUCAAAAGCAAAAGAACAAAAAGAAGUAAAGAAAAGUAAAUAUUGGUGCAGUUGAAACAUAAAGUGAAGUAAAACGAACUUCAAAAAUAAAACAAAAAAUAGGCGGAAACUCAAGUUUCUAUAAACUUAUGAAAAAUCAGUUACAUACUUAACGAAUAACGGAAAGUUAUGCUGUUAUUUUUUCAAAACUCAAAUAAUCUGAAAUAGAAUACCAGUACCACGUAUUUUUUCCAGACGAUAAAACAAUUUAGUUUGGGUGGCCCUGAUGGGUCAACUUUUAUUUUCACGAUUUGAGAAAAUAAAAAGUUGUUAAAAGUUUCAUCACAACUGUGAAGAAGGUGUUUUAUAUUGAAAGCUGUCAAUUAUUUUGGAACAUAAAAAAAUAUUGCAGCUGUUUAUAAUCUCUUGAAAAUAAAUGUUUCUAAAUAAUCAAGAAUAUUUUGACCCAUAAACUUGACUUACCAACAUAAUAACGCGCCUAUUCAAUUGCACAAUACCCAUUAAUAUUUGGAAAAAAAUCAAAAAUUUGUAUGCGUAUUCAGUGGAAGCGGAGUUUAAGAACAUGAGUUAGAAGAUGCGGCAAAUUUAAUGAUCCACUUUUUUUGGGAUCAAUAUCUACGAACGGGUAAGAAACAAUUUUCUGUCAAUAUGGUUCUCCCCAAAGUUACUUUUUUUGGUUUUUACACGAUAUUAGGCCACUAAUGUCGGGUCCAGAUCUACAGAACAUUAAUUUUCUCAUUACAUUUGCCACUACUUCCAAGGCAUGUGAUUAUUUAUCUAUUAACUUUCACAUCCCUUAAAUUGUUGUGGGCUAGUGAUGAGCAUACUUAGUAAGAAGGUAAAUAACGCAAAAACACUCACAGAAUACGAACAAAAGCAAAAGCGUUCAUUCAAAAAAGUUUAAAUGUACACACAUGAGGGCCAUGAGCAUGCAUUACCAAGAUUGGAACCCAAAGCAUAUAACUUCGCACACAUAGCAUGUACCAGAGUAAAUUUGGUUGAAAAUGACAGAUGACAACAAUUUCUUUCAGAUUAUACUAAUUUAAUUUCUUUUCGUCAAGUAGAUUUUUUAGUUAUUUGUUUUAUUUAUUUAUUUUAUUUGUUUUUAUUUAUAACUUCUAUUAAAUAAUUUAGUGCCUCUCUUUACAACUUAUAUCUUACAAACAUCAGUGAUGACAUAUACGUUUUUGGCACCAAUAUUUAUUUGAAUUUAUUACAUUUAUGUAUUACAUAAAUAUUAAGUCAUUUCAGUCUGUCUGUUAACAUAAUUUAACAGACGGGAAAUAUAAUAUCCAGUGAAAGAAAAAAUUGCCAUUAGGAUUUAUGUUUAUAAGAUAUGUGUAUAAAAUGAUUGUACAUGACCCUUGUUUUUAUAGACACAUGUAAUAAUAAUUCACAGGAAAAAAUGAAUAUCUAAGAACUCAAAACAUAAUUUUUAAAUAGUGUCUUAUUUCGAACCACAUAAGACCGAAAUCAUCACGUUUUCUAAAGGUGUUUCAAAAAAGAAUUAGUCAGGGAGCAUCCAUUCCAGUGACAUUUUCUCCCAACAAAUAUACGAGUAUAUGAGCUUUUUAUUAAUACAAUUGAGCACUUUUGAAGAAGUAGGUUGAAAACCCUGUGUUAAGUAAAUGUAUAGCGUUAUAUUACAUUAAAAAUUAAAGGUAAUAAAUUAAAUGUUGUCAAAUCAUUGAAUACUAUACUAUUGGUAAGGUUUAAUUAUGUAUGAAACGAAAUAUGGGCUAAUCGCGAUCUUGGCGGCACACCCCUAUCAAAUUUUAGUGUGCCGAAUUAUCUCAUCCCUUAGCUCUUGAAUUGUUGCUGGCUUAUCGACGUACACUUUUUUCUCAGGUGAACCCCCAAAGAAAAAAGUCCAACGGUGUCAAAUCACAUGAUCUUCAACACCAAUAUGCCGCCGCCGGGCCAUAAACCGCACUAAACAGUCAUUCUUUGUGGGUGCAUUCGUUUUUCGGCAAUCACUUUGGAUUAUCGCCCAAAUGUGCUAAUUCUGCUUAUUGACAAAUUCACUGAGUUGAAAAUGUGACUCAUCACUGAAGAUGUUUUUCAAUUGUUCGAGUGUACAUAUACAUUUCCAUGUGAUAAAAUUGAGUAAGUCUGAAAUUGAAAAAUGUUUAAUGAAAUGACGCUUAGGUUUGGUUCACAUUCAAUAUCGGGCCUUAACAUCUAACCACUAUUCAUCUGUUUAAGACAUAACGAACAAAUUAUUUCAAGAAGGUUCUAGCCUCCUCACGAAGAAAACUUUAAUACGUAUAAUCUGAAGGAAAUGCUUGUUAUAUUUUAUUUUCUAACAACAUUUUUGAGGUACGCAUGUUUAGUUUUGAACUUUUUUCCUACCCAAUUCUUUCUUCGAUGAUUUUUUAGCCAAGCUCAAUUAUAUCAAAAUCUUAAUUGCUCUAUCACAAGAGUUCAAGGUACAUGUGUAUUGGGUAUAAGUAUUUAUAAUUGUUUAUAACUUAUUUUUGUCUGUAAAAUUUGUUAAUUAUAUACAUACAUAUACAUAACUAUACAUUAAGUCAAACUAUAUUUAUGUAAAUACAUAUUUUGAUUUAUUAUUGUAUUAUGUUUUUAUUUCUAUGAAAUAAAAGAAUAGUAUUUUUUAUGUUUGUGUCUUGUAAUUAAAUUUUUUUUGUUGAUAUUUGUUUCUAAGCUUCAUUGAAAAAUGUUUCGAUAUUGGUAUGAAUUAAAAUAUUGUUCCUUAGCUGUUGGUGAAUAUUUCAUAAGACUUAAUUUGUUUAAAUGUUUAAUAGUUUAAAAUUUUAAGAAAAUAACAUCGGUUUUAAUUGGUUUGUUUUCUAUGAAUUAAUUUUAUUUGUUUUUAAGUAUGUAUAGUAUAUUAAGGUAAUUCCUUCUCCUUUAUUGCCUCUGGAACUAACUUUAUGUUGUGUACAUGGUGAUAUAGAAGCAUACAUUCAAAAAUGCUUUUGCAUGGUAUUGAAAUAAUCAAGUUUAAGGCUGACUUUGGAUUGUACAUUAAGUGAUUAUAUUUCAGUAAGCAUCAUAAACUGUACCUCCGAUCUAUACACGAAACAGGAAUUAUUAUUAUUUGCCCUAUAGAUUUAUUUUUAAUAGAUAAAAACAAAAUUUCAAUACAACCACUCUAUCUUUUCAGAACUAGUACAAUCAAUAUGCUUAUUGUUGACAUUUUGUUUUAUUUAGUAUUGCCGAAACACAAUUUUAUUAAUUAUUUAAAUAUUAUUAACUGAUAAUUAUAUCACCAAUAUCAUACAUUUGUCGUAUGUUUAUUAAAUUCAGUAUUUAAUAAAUUAUAUCCUUACCAGUGAAGAAAAAAAAUAAAAAAAAAUCCAGAGGACUAUUGAUAUUGUUAUUUAGGUAAAAAUUAGUAAAAAAAAAAAAACAAAAAGCUAUAAGAAUAUGAAGAUAAAAAUCUUAAAUUACAAAGUAAUUCAAUUGCAGAAAUUAUGAAAUGUUAUUCAAAGUACUGUUACUGUUAAUAAAUACGAUAAUAACUAGGAAUGAAUUUAUCGAUUUUUUUCUUAAAUUUAAAAUAAUGUUAAACUUAAAAAUUCAAGAAAUUAAAUUACCUUGAAACAAAUAUGUACAUGUGUAAUAAUUAAGUUAAAUUAUUGUAAACAUAAAAAAGCAAAAA